Messenger RNA from Coniophora puteana RWD-64-598 SS2, 1335 nucleotides. Its product is annotated as vitamin B6 biosynthesis protein. The record is from RefSeq and is a predicted model, not a curated record. Bases 88 to 1089 code for a protein of 333 amino acids. Gene Ontology annotation, molecular function: amine-lyase activity. The transcript has 12 exons. Gene Ontology annotation, biological process: pyridoxine biosynthetic process; pyridoxal 5'-phosphate biosynthetic process; amino acid metabolic process. NCBI's taxonomy places the organism in Eukaryota, Fungi, Basidiomycota, Agaricomycetes, Boletales, Coniophoraceae.
GGCUUUCCACAUCUGUUCCUUAUCCGGCGCUGAUAAGAUCCCCCUUGCUUGUCAUCUUAGAUCUCUCAAAAAAGCAGCAACGCCAACAUGAGCACCCCCACUCCCUCCAUCAACGGCGCGCCCACUGCCACCCCGCCCGCCGCCACGCCCUCAUCUGGCACCGCCAGCGCUGCCCCCGCCCGCUCUGCCCAGCGCGAUGGCGGCAGCACGAACCUCGGUACCUUUGGUGUCAAGUCCGGCCUUGCACAGAUGCUCAAGGGCGGUGUUAUUAUGGACGUUGUGAAUGUUGAACAGGCACGCAUAGCUGAGGAGGCCGGCGCGUGUGCUGUCAUGGCGCUCGAGCGCGUGCCUGCAGAUAUUAGAGCAGAGGGGGGUGUUGCGCGCAUGAGCGAUCCCGCGAUGAUCAAGGCCAUCGUCGACGCCGUCACGAUCCCGGUCAUGGCCAAGGUCCGCAUAGGCCAUUUCGUCGAGGCCCAGAUCCUGCAGUCGAUCGGCAUCGACUACAUCGACGAGUCGGAGGUGCUCACGCCUGCGGACGACGAGCACCACAUCAACAAGCACAGCUUCAAGGUCCCGUUCGUGUGCGGCGCGCGCAACCUCGGCGAGGCGCUCCGGCGCAUCUCGGAGGGCGCCGCGUUCGUGCGCACCAAGGGCGAGGCGGGCACGGGCAACGUCGUCGAGGCCGUGCGCCACUCGCGCGCGAUGAGCGCGGCGAUCCGCCGCGCGAGCUCGAUGAACGAGGAGGAGCUGUACGCGUUCGCAAAGGAGAUGCAGGCGCCGUUCCAUUUGCUCAAGGAGACGGCACGCCUCAAGAGGCUGCCGGUGGUCAACUUUGCGGCUGGGGGUAUUGCGACGCCCGCCGAUGCGGCGCUGAUGAUGCAACUGGGCUGUGACGGAGUGUUCGUGGGCUCUGGUAUCUUCCACUCCGGCGAUCCCGCCAAGCGUGCGAGAGCCAUCGUCCAGGCGGUUACGCACUACAACAACCCGAAGCUCCUCGCAGAGGUGUCGGAGGAUCUUGGUGCGGCGAUGGUUGGUCUCACGAUCGACGACAAAUUGAAGGGCGGCCGUCUCGCCACCCGUGGACAAUGAUCCCCUUCUUCACUGGUAUCACUUGAAUGGCAAGGCACCCUCAACAGGCGUUGUCGUUGUUGGGUUCCGCAGGGCGCCUGUGCCCGUGUGACAAGGGGCGUAUCAUAAUAAAAGUAUGUGUUGUGUAUACACACUGGGUUAGAGGCUGUGCACAUAUGAACGUUGUACUAUCUAUUACUAUGGUAGGCUAGAAAAAGAACAGUGUAUGGGAUAUAGGUUUUCUGGACGGUCAUUCGUAGUGCGUCG